Messenger RNA from Onthophagus taurus, 928 nucleotides. Its product is annotated as cuticle protein 16.5-like. NCBI's taxonomy places the organism in Eukaryota, Metazoa, Arthropoda, Insecta, Coleoptera, Scarabaeidae. The record is from RefSeq and is a predicted model, not a curated record.
AGCCGGCACAACAAACCGUAAUUUAGUUGGGCGUGUGACAUCCGUUCACGUUGCUGGAUAAUUUAAGACGACAAUAAGUGUUCGAUGAUAUUUAUUAUUUAAUUAAAAUUGAUGUUUUUUUUUAAAUAAUAAUUCCGAUAUAACGGAACGUGCUACCAAUACAAGAGUCUUGUCAUCGGCCAGAUCCUACAUCCUACAUCAUUAAGAUUAAUUAUCUUCUGCAUUAAUAUUGCGACAUUUCAGGAAUCUGUAUCAUAGUGUUAUAAAAAUUUACAAUAAGAGGUGUGACAAGGUUGAGGACUGGUAUAAAAACCAGGGGAGUUUUAUUCUGUCAGUAUCACAAGUGAGUCAACACUCUACAAUGAAGUACUUUGCAGUCUUUUUAUUGGUUUUGGCCACAAGCCAAGCAUCUAUCAUUCCAGUUGCCCAUUACGUCCAACCUGUUAGUGCGAUUACUAAAGGUGCUUCGUUUAGUUCGGCUUCAGCAGGAUCGGAUGGUGCAUCUGCUUCUUUCGUCGAAGGUGCCACCAUUGCUAAAAUUGGAAAUCAUGCAGCUUUAGUUUCCCCAGGAAUUGCAGCCCAUGCUGUAGCUCCAGCAAUUGCCCCUGCUUUUGUAGCUCCUGGUCCAGCUGUUCUUGCUGCACCAGCUGUUGUUGCUGCAGCCCCAGCCGUUGUAGCUGCAGGACCUACUGUGGUUUCUCAUGGAACCGGAGCUAUUAUUGCUGGACCUUCUGGUACUGUUGCCACAAGCAAUGGUUUGGGACUUGGUGUAGCGCCAGUUGUUGCUGCAGCACCCGCUGUAGCAUCCGCAGUCAUUGCCCCAGCAGUAGCCAAAGCUGCUGUUGUUGUAGGCGGACAUGGACAUUUAUAUUAAAUUAAUGGAUUUUUGUUAAAAGUGUUGAUUAAAGUUUAUAGGUUUAUUUAUGAA